UGAGUUAUAAAUAGUAGGCGGUUUUGCGUUGCGUGCAUUCGUGUAACAACGCACUAGCAAAAUGUUGCUUGAUUUUGACGAAUUUUUCGUGUUUUUGACCAUUUUAAUGGUGGUUUUUUCGUGUCUGAAGUAUUUUUUUCAAAAUUGUGGCGGGAAAAUUCGAAAAAUUGAUCGAAUCAUCCCGAAAAGUGUCAAUUACCAUUUUACGAGGCAAUGCAAUUACUCGUGCGGUUUUUGCUUUCACACUGCCAAAACGUCGUUUGUUUUGGACUUGGGAGUGGCCAAAAGGGGGCUCAGGAUGCUCAAAGAGGCAGGAAUGGAAAAGAUUAAUUUCAGCGGCGGGGAACCAUUUAUUGUGACACGGGGCCGCCAUUUGGGCGAAAUGGUGAAAUUUUGCAAAAUGGUUCUGAAACUACCAUCGGUUUCCGUGGUCUCAAAUGGGUCCCUAAUUACGGAAAAAUGGUUCCAAAAUUACGGCCAAUAUGUGGACAUUAUGGCCGUUUCGUGCGACUCCUUCAAUGAGGACACUAACAAGGUCAUUGGUCGUGGUCAAGGCACCAAAAACCACUUGGAGCAAAUCCUAAAAGUGCGCAAUUGGUGCGAAAAAUACAAAAUUUUGUUCAAAUUGAACACAGUUGUCAAUACUUACAACAAGGACGAGGAUAUGUGUGAACAAAUCCGGCGGAUCAACCCAAUCCGGUGGAAAGUGUUUCAGUGUUUGCUCCUCGAGGGCGAAAACGCCGGUCCUGAAGCUCUGCGAAACGCCGAACACUUUUACAUCGACGAUUCAGCUUUCGAAAGCUUUUUACAGCGACAUGAAACCGUCAAAAGCUUGGUUCCUGAAUCCAACACAAAGAUGCAAAACAGUUAUUUGAUUCUUGACGAAUACAUGCGGUUUUUGGACUGCACGAGUGGCUCUAAAGUGCCCUCCAAGUCCAUUUUGGACAUUGGCGUUGAAAACGCGCUAAAAUUUUCAGGAUUUGACGAGGAAAUGUUCAAGAAACGGGGAGGGUUCUACAAGUGGUCGAAGGAGGCCGAGAAAUUCGCCUGGUAGCCAUUGCAGUGCUGCCAACGUAUAGUAUUCCAACUACGCUUCAUCUGGGGUGCCAACUUAAGCUUGUCAGUUUUGUAUUCAAUGUAAUAAAUCUUUAGUUUUA
Molecule: messenger RNA, 1157 nt
Organism: Tribolium madens (black flour beetle)
Lineage: Eukaryota; Metazoa; Arthropoda; Insecta; Coleoptera; Tenebrionidae
Product: radical S-adenosyl methionine domain-containing protein 2-like
Exons: 5
Coding region: 62-1054 (330 amino acids)
Biological process (GO): defense response to virus
Cellular component (GO): lipid droplet; endoplasmic reticulum membrane
Molecular function (GO): catalytic activity; 4 iron, 4 sulfur cluster binding
Source: RefSeq, a predicted model, not a curated record